CCCUGUUCAUAUUUGACUCGGCGCUUGUCAUUGAACACCGACAGACUCACUCAGCACGGGAAAGAAAGUCCACACAUUACGAUCGACAUUAAAAGACACUUGCCAUCAUUUGCUGUGCUCUUAUUGGCUCUUCAUUAGAUGAUCAUUGUCUUGCAAUAACACUGCAGGACUGUGUUCCAAAAAUCCUGACACCGGCAGAACGCUGUUGGUCAUCACAGAGGGCACCCAACCCUCUGCGGAAAACUAAGUAAAACGUUUCGCCGGAACGAAAACACAGAACUCCGCUAGAUAGAGCAAGAUACACAAAGUGAAAAGAGAGCAAGCGAUGCUGUAUGAAGCUGUGUGAUGGAGGAAUAGCUGAAGAGGAACCGAAGUGAUAAGACUAGAAGAAAGAAUGAAGACCGAUGGGAAGCGAACACUUCUUCGCACCAGUUAUCAUUUGAAUUAGUGCAUCACAAUCAGGCAACAUGGUUGACAGGCGACUGCUCCUAUUGAUCUUCCUCUGUCUUGUAGGAGGAGCGAGUGUCACUAAGAUUGUUCGGAGGAGGGGAGUGAGUUCAGUUCACGUCCAGUUGCAUGGGGCAACUGACCCGUGGGAUGCAAGUUUGGAGAGGAAUGGAAAUACAAUGACGAGACUCAAAGAACUGAUCGCUCCUGAGAACGUUGAAGAGCAAAUUACAGCUCACCAGAGCCUUGCGGCUUCUGCCUUCAAGGAAAAUUUUAUUGAGUUUAACACUAAACCACCGGUGCAAACACAUGAAAACUCUGAUCAAGCGGAUGUAAAACUGCAAGCCGUAGACGGCUCUAAAGAUCUGUUAGAGCUGAAAAGGACCAGAAAUAACACAAGGAGAAGUGAUGUUCUUUCUAAAAAUGGACAAACUGAUAAAUGGGUCCCAAUGCAUCACAAGGCAGCCUCUAGCUUGCGCUUUAACAGAACCAGAUUUAGAAAUCCUUCAAGAUCCAGAAUGAGUUUGAAUUCGGCCAUUCACACUACAGCGGGUACAAAGGUAGUCACUCCAGAUUCACCUCGGAAAUUGAACCUGACUGGAAGCUACGGUGUAUUAAAACUAAUAUCUAAAGACAACCUUGUGCGGAUUGUAAAUUCCCAGCUUCAGAGUGUGCCGGGUCUUAGUAUUCCAAGCAAAAUAAGUCACAGUAAGAAAAGGGAUUUGAUCAACAUGGAUCACACCCAAAUGGAUGCAGUCAAAAUGAAGAAGCAAGAACUUUAUAACUCAGAUAACCAGACCCUUACAAAUUCCAGUCUCAAUCCAGAUCAAACUCUUCACACUCUCUGGAGGCCACAUAACGGAUUCAAUGUGGAUGUAGGCGAGGGGGAUCUAAAAACUGAGAUAAGAGGUGCAGGAGGCACUGCUUCGUGGAAGUACAAACACUUCACGACUCACAUAGCAUCAACUCUCCAAAGUGAGGUCAUGUCCAGCACAGAGACAAAUCCACUUCCUGGUCAGAGUGACGCUCCAACAGCGUUGCAUAUCGGCAUAUCGCACACUUCUUCUCAUAUGGACUCGGGACAUCUGUCUGGCGACACUUUAAGCUCUCUAACAGAGAGGACUCUUGAAGUUAAAAGGGAAUUGGAUCAGAGUGCUCACAUCCCUUUCAGUGUCACUCAGAAUCCACUGUUUAAAAUUUCAGAACCUGUUGAAAGCAGCCAUAUCCUAAAACUACCCACAGAUCCACAAUGGAGAAGAACGGGUUCAGAGGAGAGUGAAGGAUUGACUGUGGACUCUCGCCCUGGGAAAGGUGGACAUGGCCUUGUAUUCCAGGAAAUGGAUGAGAAUGAAGAUGAGGAGCAAAACCAACAGAAGCCUGAGACCUUGCGAUCUAGAAGAAGACGAAGCUGGAUCUGGAACCAGUUCUUUGUCAUCGAGGAGUAUGCCGGCCCUGAACCCGUGCUCAUCGGAAGGCUUCACACCGACAUGGACAGAGGUGAUGGACGUACUAAGUACGUGCUGCGGGGAGAGGGGGCGGGGUCAGUUUUCGUGAUUGACGACAAGACAGGCAACAUCCAUGUCACCAAGCCCUUGGACAGGGAGGAGAAGGACGAAUACCGGCUGAUUGCCACGGCAACAGACAGUCAGACAGAGCGUGCCCUGGAGCCUUCCUCCCAGUUCAUCAUUAGAGUGCAAGAUAUCAACGACAACCCACCUGUCUUUGAGGACGGACCCUACAGUGCAACAGUCCCCGAGAUGGCAAACAUAGGGACCUCCAUAAUCCAGGUGACGGCUUCAGAUGCAGACGAUCCUACGUAUGGAAACAGCGCGCGGCUGGUGUACACACUGGUUCAAGGGCAGCCGCACUUCUCUGUGGAUCCCCAGACAGGCAUCCUACGUACUGCUGUACCUGAUCUGGACAGGGAAGCACAAGAUCAGUAUUUGGUGGUUCUACAGGCUAAAGACAUGGGCGGCCAUCUUGGAGGCCUGUCAGGAACAACGACGGUCACUGUGCGACUGACAGACGUCAAUGACAACCCACCGCAUUUCACACAAAGUUCCUGGCUGUUCUCUGUGUCGGAGUUGGCCGUGCCAGGGGCGGAGCUGGGCCGGAUCUCGGCAACAGAUGCUGAUUUGGGAGACAAUGCCAAGCUGGAGUAUACCAUCCUGGAUGGAGAGUCAGGGGACACAUUUAACAUCACCGGAGCGAACCAAGAAGCUGUGAUCGUUCUGAACAAGGCGGUGGACUAUGAGAGCCGUAGCUCCUACUCUUUCUCAGUGGAGGUUUUGAACCCCAUCGUUGACCCUCGAUUCCUGCGGCGUGGACCCUUUAAAGACCGUGCUUCCAUCAGAGUGGCUGUGCUGGAUGCAGAUGAGCCCCCUCGGUUCUCGAGGGCACGUUACAGAAUGGACGUGUCAGAGAACUGCCCGCCGGCGUGCCCAGUGGGGCGGGUCAGUGCUGUGGACCCAGAUACGGGGCUCACAAACAAUAUCAGGUUCUCAAUUGAUCCUCAGUCCGACCCGGAGGCUCUUUUCCGCAUCACUCCGGACUCUGGGCUCAUCACUACGGCGACACAGCUGGACCGCGAGCAUGAGCAGUGGCAUAAUAUCACCAUCAUUGCCACACAGAGAGAUAACCCCAGUCAGGUGUCCAGAGUGGUGGUUGCCAUAGAAACACUGGAUCUAAAUGACAACGCUCCAGAGCUGGACAGACAGUACAACACAGCGAUGUGUGACUCCGCCUCUGCUGGACAGGUGGUUCAGGUGUUGCGGGCGAUUGAUAGAGACGAGGGAGGAAAUGACAGUGCCGUCCAUUUCAACAUCCCUCCGGACUCCAGUGUUGCCCUCAACUUUAGCAUCAGGGAAAGCGGAGGCCCCACUGCUAGUUUGGUGUUGACGUCACCUUUGCAGACCCUGUCUCGCUCUGCAUACUCCUCUCUCACCCUUUACGUCCCUUUGGUUUUGAGAGACGGGGUCUCCGGUUUGACCAGUACGGGGACGGUCACUGUGUCAGUGUGUCCAUGUCUGAGAGGGGGUGCACGGGCUGGAGAAAAAGAAAAACAAAGUGAGGGGGAGUGGGACAGAGAGACGGUUUGUUUGCCCCAGCACUCCUCCCUGCCCUCUCCUGGACUCAGUACUGCCGCCCUGCUGGCGAUUCUAGCCUGUGUUGCUACUCUCUUGGCUGUCAGCGCUUUAUCUCUGUCCCUGCGCCGACAGAAAAGAGACUCUCUUUCGCCAUUAGAAGAGGAUGAUGUAAGAGAAAACAUCAUCACGUAUGAUGAUGAAGGAGGGGGCGAGGCGGACACGGCUGCGUUUGACAUCACAGCGCUGCAGAGUGCCCCACAUAAUGCACGCAGGGGGUAUCGCACCCUGGACAGCAGGAACAUACGUUAUUCACAUCACACCCAAGACAAAGCUCGUGCAUACAGCAACUGGGUUCAAGCUGGAGCGCUGGACCCCGGGCAGUACAACAAUCAAGGACCUCCUCUGUAUGGACGGCUAUGCUACAGCAGCCAGACCCUCCCCGUGCUGCGUCGUUCACAUGAACGUGGAUUGUCGGAGCUCGCUUACCACUUCCCCGGAGGUCAACCAGACCACUCUCUCGUCAUACAGAACCAGACAGCUGUGGUUGGGCCUCUGGAUCCUGGAGCCAUUUAUGCCGCCCCGGCAGAAGCCGGUCAUUGCUCUAAAGAAGGGCCAGGGGUACUACAAGAAGGAGCAAAUACAUCUGAAGGUGGAACACCAAGAAAAAACGACUUGAAAGAGGAAUUGAGCAGUGACACCCCGCAGAGUCAGAGUCAAGGCCAGGAUCUGGACUGGGUCCAGGCGGACAUGGCCCCCCGUGAACGAGAGUUGGUGUUGACCAGAUCCGGAUCGGUUGCUGGGACAGGCCCAGCGGGUGGGUGGAUGUGUGACUCCACCACGCUUCCGAGAGUUGGGCGGCACCCCUCGCGGCCCAGUCUCGCACUAAACAGGAGCGGUACUGCAGAGUCCAGCCAUGCUGGGGGUGUGGACGCCGCCAACGGAAGCACGGAAAUGCAGUCCGUCAGCGGCAAUUACGCCACUAUCCUGCAGGGGGAGCAGCAGAGGGACUACCCAGGGACUCUGGGCCGGAAAGGGCUGGAGAUGGGGAGGGGUUUUGUUGUGGGGAGGCCCGAGAGAGAAGGAAGCAUUCCCAUGAGUGGGAGCACAUGUGCUGGGAUGUACCCAGAAGGUGGAGGGUUCAUGGGAGACUGGCAUGAACGGUUGGGUAUGACGGGAUACCCACUGGGCAGGAGGGAUAUGACUCCCCACCUUCUUCCUUACCCCGGGCAGGGGCGGGGAGCAUUCGGGGGUAUCCUGGGUUAUGGUGGAGCUUGGCCCUCAGCACUUGAUGCGUCGGGACGGGGUGCCCCCGUGGGAGGGGCUCACUCUCUGGCCCUCAGGGUCGGCGAGUUCCUGCGUCUACGACUGGCACAGGUCACCUUUGACCCCUCGCAGCCUCCCUACGACUCGGUGCAGGUGUACGGGCUGGAGGGUACAGGGUCACGUGCAGGGUCGCUAAGCUCUCUGGACAGCGAGGGAGGGAAGGAGGCAGAGAAGGAGGUUUGGGGAGCGGGGCUAGAAGAUUGGGGCCCACAGUUCCAGAAACUAGCCCAGCUUUUCAGAGACAAAGAGAAGGACGGCGAAGAAGAUAAAGAGGGAGAUGCAGAAUCAAGCAAAAAGCACAAAGAGAGAGAACGGGAGGAGAAAGAGGAGCAGUCUGGAGAUGAGGAGCAGGCGAAUGUCUGAGAAAAAUAGAGCGAGAGAGAUGGAGAGAGAGAGGCUGGGGUGGGACAGUGAUUAAAAGGCAACGAGAGCUAGAGUAAUGGAAAGAGAAAGGUAAGGAGGAAGAGAUGAAGUGGAAAGGUAAUAAGGGAAGACAGGGAAAAAUGAAUGUAGGAUAGGGAGAGAGAGAAGAAGGGAUUGGAGCGAGUGAUUGAUGUAAUUUGAAGCAAUAAGUGUUGAAAAGCUGAAUGGUGAGUAGAGAGACACUCAGAGAGCUUGUGUGUCUUUGUUCAGCAUUUAACAUUCCUCAAGUGUGUUUGGCAAAGUAAAAAGCAACGUUAACUGUAUUCUAGAUGGCAUUUAAUUACGAGAGCGAGCGAGAGAAAGAGAGAGAGUUUAACUUGUAUUUUUGUGGCAAGACAAUGUCACAACUGUCAGUAUGAAAAGAUGAGAAGUUCUGAAACUUCCUCAGGUGUUCCAAAACUUCUCACAGGAAAUUAAUGUUUGUACAGAAAUUGUUAAUACAUUCACAAAGCAAAAGAACUGAAUUAUUCAGUCUAUUUCAUUUCAAAAGAAAAGCGCUGAACAUUACAGUACAGUCCUGAAUACGUGUUUGCACAAAGAUUCUCUGUGUUUACACGAAAACAAACAUCAAUUUCAAACCCUGCUUGAAAGCUCUGCUUGGACUUUUUAAUGUGGCUUGUUUGUCAGGGUGCAAUAUGAUUCACACGUUUUAGCAAGAACAGAUUGUUUAGAAAGUUGCAAAAAGAUCACAAAAUUACAACACAUUGUUAAUAUUGUGCAACACGAAUACAUUGAGAGAUCUGGUCUGAAAACCCAUGUCAAAGGUUAUGACGAUCUGCAACAGCUGACAGAUGUGCUUCAGCUUCAGUGCACUUUUAUACAUGAUGUUUAAAAAUACAUAAAAUGUUAUUGAGAAAAAAAAAAAUACAUGAAAAUUGUUAUAUGUAAAUGCACUUAAAUGUAAAUAUUACUGAAUGCCAUUGUGACAAGUGACAACCGUACUGUAGUCUUCAAGUAACAAUACAAAAACAUAAACUAAAUGAACAGAAAUGAAGGGGAACAUUAUAUAGAAUACUGCAUUGAGAGGACCCGAUGCCACUGGAUGUAACUGGAAGACUCUGGACAAAAAUGUUGGAUUUAAACGUGCUCUUCUCAAAAAGGGACAGUUAACGGAAUUAAAUAUGAAAGAAGACCUGAAUAACUAAAUGUGUAACUGCUCCGAAUUCCUGUAAAAAGUCAUUUUUCCAUUCCUCAUUCUGGGUUGAGCACACGCUCUCACACCCCGAUGUCCCGAUUAAUCAAACUAUCUGUGGCCACAAGGAUUCGGACUCACUGUGACUGGACUAAACCAGAACAACUGUAUCAUGCUCAACCAUGCACACAGGUCGAGAGAUAAUUAAUACAGGGGGCUUCACCCAAUUCAGACCCAACAAAUGUCAUGCUUGAUCAAAUAUAGGGCUUUUCACAUUCACACGUAACCCUGGGUUUUCUUCUUGGGCUAACCCACUUUUUCAGAAAGAUAGAAGCAAACAUAUUGGUACGCCCCCUUCUAAUGAGAUCUUAGUCAUUUGCAUUAGCACAAAUCUUAAAGCAACAGCAUAUUCUAGAGAAUUCCAUGCUUUUAAUAUUACAGCCAUUUUAUGGGCAGGCCCUUUUCUAUUCUAAAGUGACAAUGCCCCUGAGCACAAAGCACAGGAAGAACUUGAUUGGUCUGCAUAAAUCUCACACAUGAACUGAAACCCAUCAAUGACUUGUACACAGGGGUACAGUCAUUUCAGAACAGAAAAAGGCUCUUCCAAAACUUUUGCAACAAAGAUAGAAGCAAAAUUCUUUAUUAUGCCAUAGAUGCUAUUUUGUAUGCUCUUUUGUCCAUAUAGUGCAGUUUAAUCCUGGGUUAGGAAACCCUUAGGGUUAGCACUGCUUUUGGUAUACAGAAAGAACAUGGUGCUAGAAUGUUAAAGUGCAUUGUUUAGCAAUGAACAGCUAUCAUAAACUUUCUUGGCGCUUACCUCAUUCAGGUUCCAUACACACAUGCUUGUUUUGGGAUCUAAGAGAAAUGUUGAAAGGUGAUUUACAGUAAAUCUAUUGAUGUUUUUUAUGGCUAUUUAAAGGAACAUUUCAUCCAAAAAUGAAAAUUCUGUCUUCAUUUACUCACCUUCAAGUUGUUCCAAAUCUGUAUAACACCGUGUGAGGACGCGGCGCGAUACAACACGACAAUUGAACGCAUUAGAAGCCUUAAUAAUUUUAAAUCCCUUUAGAACAAGUCGUGUGUCAUGUCGCGUCCGGUGUAGACACAGUGUACAUUUCUUUGUUCUGACGAACACAGAGAAAGAUUUCAGGAAAAUGCUUGUAACCAAACAAUUAUUGGCUGACUACCAUAGAUUUGGAAUUUACAUUUACAUUUAGUCAUUUGGCAGACGCUUUUAUCCAAAGCGACUUACAGUGCACUUAUUACAGGGACAAUCCCCCUGGAGCAGCAUGGAGUAAAGUGUCUUCCUCAGGGACACACUGGUGGUGGAUGCUGGGAUUGAACCAGCAACCUUUUGAUUUAUCAGUUCAGUGGUUUAACCCACUAGACCACCAUCUCCAUAACUUGUGGGAGAGUAAAUGAGUUAAUAAUUUUCAUUGUCCUUUUAUCCGAGUAAUAACAACAUUUCUUGGUCACCAUUGACUACCAAAGAACAAUUUGCUUUAUACAUUUCUUUGUUCUGUAAGAUACAAAGAAGAUAUUUUGAAGAAUGCAGGAAAGCAAACAGUUCUGAGGCAUGUUAGGCAUUCUACCAUGGUAGUCAAUGGUGGCCAAGAAUUGUUUGGUUACAAGUAUUAUUCCGAAUAUCUUUCUCUGUGUUCAUCAAAAUAAAAACAUUUAUACAUAUUUGGAAAAUCAGUCGUAUGAAUUUUCAGUCUGUGUGUAAUAUCAAGAGAUGAUCACAUGUUUAUUAACACUGGUCAGGGUGCACUAUACUUUACAUCAUUGUUUUUGACCUCAUUAAACUGCUAAACAAAUUGUUAACCCAGGAUUAACGAAUGUACAAUGUGAAACUAGGAAGCCUGAAUACCCAAGAUUAAUUUAACCUUGAAAGUCGUAACCGUGUAGCAUAGAACAAGAUAACCCAGGAUUACGUUGAUCCAGAGUUAGAAAUGACCCUGGUUCAACAGUUUCAAGUGUGAAAAGCUUUUGGGGUCUUAAAUUAAAUAUGAGAUAUGUCUGUUUUAUUGUAUGGUAAAACGUGUAACAAAUAAAGUCCCCCACACAAAACUGUUUCUCUUUGUGGAACAAUAAAAAAAUGCCUCUUUUCAUUCCAUGGGUUUAUCAGGUGUUUAGGUCAGUUGUAAAUUGGGUGUGGAACUUCUGCAUUCAUCCUUGUUUCUACCUUCUUCUCAGACUGCUGUGUUCCAGUCCCAAGUGGGGGUCAGUUGGUACGGAAGAUUUCACAAUGGCGUAUACUAAAUCAAAUGUAUUUAUUAUGUUGUAUUUUUUCUUUUUUGUAAAUUUAAAUAAAGACAGUAUGUUUUGAGGUGGUGUGUGCGCGA
Molecule: messenger RNA, 8753 nt
Organism: Triplophysa dalaica
Lineage: Eukaryota; Metazoa; Chordata; Actinopteri; Cypriniformes; Nemacheilidae
Gene: cdh24b
Exons: 15
Coding region: 468-5219 (1583 amino acids)
Biological process (GO): cell-cell junction assembly; multicellular organism development; calcium-dependent cell-cell adhesion
Cellular component (GO): catenin complex; adherens junction; plasma membrane
Molecular function (GO): cadherin binding; calcium ion binding
Source: RefSeq, a predicted model, not a curated record